UAGCAGGCUAGCGGUGUUGAGACCAGAUCGUCUGCGGUUUCCAUAGUAACGGGCCAUGGAAGGGGACGAGAACGUGGAGCGCGGGAACUGGUCCCACAAGAUGGACUACAUGUUGUCGCUGCUAGGGUUCGCUGUCGGGCUCGGCAACGUCUGGCGGUUCCCAUACCUCUGUUACCGGAACGGAGGGGGAGCGUUCCUGAUCCCAUACGUCAUCAUGCUGCUCCUGUCCGGUCUGCCGCUGUUCCUGAUGGAGUUGGCGCUGGGCCAGUUCUCCUCCCAGGGACCGAUCUCUGUGUGGAAACUCAGCCCGAUCUUUAAAGGUGUGGGAAUUGCGAUGUUCACGAUAUCCAGUCUCAUCGGGAUUUACUAUAUCGUCCUGCUGGCGUAUUCCCUGUUCUACCUGUUCGCCUCCUUCACAAGCGAGCUUCCCUGGAACACGGGAUGUACCAACGCCUGGAACACCCCGGACUGUACCAUCAGCAACCAUGGUAUGAUCUGGAUUAACGGGACGUGGUACAACCGGACGGAGAUCCAGGAUACCGAACUGUGGAACGCCUCCAAGAGGGUGUGGCGGGACGGGGCUAUCCAGAUCUUCUUCUCCCUGGGCACGUCAUGGGGCCAGCUCAUCACCCUGUCCAGCUACAGCCGUUUCCAUAACAACUGCUACAGAGAUGCCGUGGUGAUUUCAGUGCUGAACUGUCUCACGAGUUUUUACGCCGGUUUCGCCAUCUUUUCCGUUCUGGGCUUCAUGGCCAACGAGAUGGGGGUUAAAGUUGAAGAGGUUGCCGACACCGGAGCCGGUUUAGCCUUCGUAGCCUACCCAGCAGCCCUUGCGAGACUUCCCAUCAGCCCCCUGUGGUCAUCCCUGUUCUUCGUCAUGCUGCUAACACUGGGGCUGGAUUCACAGUUUGCCGUGCUGGAGGCCCUGGUCACGGGAAUCGUUGACGAAUUUCCCCGGCGCUUGCGAAGUAAGAAGAUGUUCAUUGUCCUUGGGGUCUGCUCAAUAGGCUUUCUCCUGGGACUUCCCCUAGUUACUCAGGGCGGGUUCUACCUGCUGCAACUGAUGGAUAACUACAGCGGCACCUUCUCCCUGCUCAUAGUCGCCAUAGUGGAGUGUCUGGUGGUCGGCUGGGUCUACGGGUGUGACCGUUUCCUUGACGACAUCGCCAUGAUGGUUGGAUCCCGGCCGUGUCUGUGGUGGAAGGUUUGCUGGAAGGCUCUGACGCCGCUCAGUCUACUGUUUAUCUUGAUUUUCCAAUUCACGGUGUACUCGCCUACCAAGUACGGUGACUACACGUACCCGUUCUGGUCGGAGGUGCUGGGCUGGUGCAUGGUCGGGGUUUCCGUGCUCAUGCUGCCCGCCGUGGCGCUGUACAAGGUCUGCUGCGCUAGAGGGACCCUGUUCGAGAGGGUGUCGUUCCUGGUGGAGCCUAGCUGGGACUGGGGGCCGGCGCUGGACAGACACCGGGACGGGGAGGUGUACCAGUUCCUCCACGGCCGGGACAAGGCGGCGACCGACCACCGCGAGAUGAGCGACUUCAUCCGCCAAGCCACCGGGGGAGACGAGACCACCAAAAUCUAGCGAACAUCGGGUGAUGCCUUUGCCUGGAAGCCAGAAUUCGUUUUC
This is a messenger RNA of Branchiostoma belcheri (Belcher's lancelet), 1627 nucleotides long. Its product is annotated as sodium- and chloride-dependent glycine transporter 2-like. The record is from RefSeq and is a predicted model, not a curated record. Bases 56 to 1582 code for a protein of 508 amino acids. Gene Ontology annotation, biological process: sodium ion transmembrane transport. The transcript is spliced from 12 exons. Lineage: Eukaryota; Metazoa; Chordata; Leptocardii; Amphioxiformes; Branchiostomatidae. Gene Ontology annotation, cellular component: membrane.